Molecule: messenger RNA, 1276 nt
Organism: Nicotiana tabacum (common tobacco)
Lineage: Eukaryota; Viridiplantae; Streptophyta; Magnoliopsida; Solanales; Solanaceae
Source: RefSeq, a predicted model, not a curated record
AUGAGUCCUUUCAAAACACCCCAAGUACAUUAUGAUCAAUUAGGAAAUGCCCAACAAACUGCAACAAGAAGAUUCCCACCACCAAGAAAUGUUUCUGUUGUGAGGAGCACAUAUAUAAACCUAUUGCCUGCAUACAACAAAAACCAGUGCAGUGCCUCUUCUUUGUGCUGCACUCAAACAUUAAUCAUUAGCACCUGCUCUCCCUCUUUAGAUUUCCUUUCUAAUUUUAGGAAUCCAUUUUAACACAAUGUAUCAAUUCUCUUUUUAACUUGCAUUAAAUGAUAAUUAAGUGUGAUAAAAUGGAAUUUCCCAACACUCCAUUUGAUGAUUCAAAUAUAUCUGAAGGAAGUAAAAUAGGAAGGAAAAUGGAUAAAAGGAAGCAAAUUGAGGGAGAAGUUAGAGAAUACAAAUCCAAGAACCUUGAUGCUGAGAGAAGGAGACGUCAAAAACUUAGUGAACGGCUUCUUGAAUUGCGGUCUUUGGUCCCCAACAUUACAAAUGCAAUGAAUCAAAACCCUUCAUUCUAAUAGAUAAAUCCCAGUGACAUUUUUCUAAAGAAUGUAUCUAAACCAUUUUCUAAAAUCUUAAAUUCUUUUUUGAUUUCAGAUGACAAAAGAAACCAUAAUUACUGAUGCCAUCACUUACAUUAGAGAACUACAGACAAAUGUGAACAACCUAAGUGAGCAGCUUCUAGAAAUGGAGGCAACUCAUGGAGAGGAAUUGGAGACAAAAAGUGAAGAGAAUAUUGAUACUGCCGAGGAGAUGGCUAACUGGGGCAUAGAGCCUGAAGUUCAAGUGGCUCACAUUGGUACAAGUAAGCUUUGGAUAAAGAUAGUCUGCCAGAAGAAAAGAGGUGGAUUUACUAAACUGAUGGAGGCAAUGAAUGUUCUUGGAUUUGAUCUCAAUGACACCAGUGUCACUGCCUCCAAAGGAGCUCUUCUUGUUACUUCAUCUGUGGAGGUGGUUCGCGGAGGACAAAUUGAUGCUCAUCAAAUCAGAGAGAUCUUGCUGGAGAUCAUCCGCGGCAUAUAGAGAAACUAGCAGCAGCAUAAGUCCCUAAUUAUUCUAGUAAUAUUAGUCUCAUUUUAGUGCUCUUUUACCAUAUAUUCUAACAGGAAUCAGAUUUUUUAGAGAAAUGCCAGAGUACCUUUAACUUUUAGUUAUGGAUGUCAAAAGGAUUAAAUCAUGUUUUCCAUCAUUAAAAGAUGAAAAUCCUUUGGAUCCAAAUUGUCUGAAAACAGCUUGUGUGAACUCUUUUUUUUCCUUCUUCCAAACA